Messenger RNA from Saccharomyces kudriavzevii IFO 1802, 537 nucleotides. It is a transcript of the gene SPC2, whose product is annotated as signal peptidase complex subunit SPC2. NCBI's taxonomy places the organism in Eukaryota, Fungi, Ascomycota, Saccharomycetes, Saccharomycetales, Saccharomycetaceae. The transcript has a single exon. The coding region runs from base 1 to 537 and encodes 178 amino acids. The record is from RefSeq and is a predicted model, not a curated record. Gene Ontology annotation, cellular component: membrane; signal peptidase complex. Gene Ontology annotation, biological process: protein targeting to ER.
AUGAGUACUGCUAAACCUAUUAAUGUGUAUUCCAUCCCCGAACUGAACCAAGCUUUGGAUGAAGCUUUACCUUCUGUUUUCGCGAGGUUGAACUAUGAGAGAUCAUACGCCUUGGUCGAUGCUAAAUUGUACAUAGGGUACACCAUUGCUGUCAUGGCUGGGUUGAGUUUCUUUUUGGACAAAAAGUUCGAGAGAUCAGAGAUCAUCGUUUAUCAAAAGCUUUUAGUGGGAGCAUAUUUCAUUUUAUCAUUAAUGUUCUGGUACUUUUCUCGUUUCAUCGAAAAGGGGACUGUUUAUGUGGGUAAGAAAAGAGAUACAAAGGAGGAGAUAUAUGUAAAAACGAAAUUCAAAAACAAUGAGCCCUUGUAUCUUGUCGAUCUCAUCCAGAAGAAGAAUGGGAAAGACUCUAGGAAAAAUUUGAAGGCUAAAUUAGAAGCGAACAGGGUCUUUAAUGAGAGCGGAUAUCUACAAAAUGAUGUAUAUUUCAAGUGGUUCUCUGAACAGCUCAAUGUUCUGAACACCAAAAAAAAUGAAUGA